Molecule: messenger RNA, 600 nt
Organism: Drosophila miranda
Lineage: Eukaryota; Metazoa; Arthropoda; Insecta; Diptera; Drosophilidae
Exons: 2
Coding region: 24-347 (107 amino acids)
Source: RefSeq, a predicted model, not a curated record
CAUUAUUUAUUGGUAAAACUUCGAUGACCGUUAUGCAAACAUUGAUGUCACCGAUGCUUCUGUUUCAAAACCAAAAUAAAUUUACCAACAGGACUAGACAGGGACAAGUAACAGCUUCUCCAUCCCCUCCGAAGACUCCUCUGCGCCACAACACUCACCGUGCAAAGAAGUUGAGGAAGGACCGAAAAAUAUGCGUUGUGUACGAUAUUAUUUUGUGCUUCGAACUUUUGUUUGCCAAGAAAGGUAUCGAGGGGAGGGUUCGGCUCGUGCAAGUGCUGGAUGAGUGCAGAGAUGCGUGUAUUUAUUGCCAAAGUUUGUGCAGCCCUCCAGGGGAUAUACUCGAAUAGGGCCAGCGAAAAAGUUCAAUUGGAAACGGUGACGGAACAAAUUUAUCUGAAAGCAUUCUCAUUGAAAUUCUUUUUUAAUUAUUGCCAAUGUGCGAAGUUUAUGGUGAAUGGUGAAUGGUGUUACAAUUUUGAAGCAAUUCAUAACAAAUUAAACUGACAAUUGAUAAAUUUGUGAAGGGGAAAAGGAAACUAGCAGAAUAACAGAAUAUCCACAAAGUCGUAUAAGCAACAUAAGACAACUUUAAGAAUGGCC